CUCGAGAGCCCAUACUCGUCCACACGGUGUAGCCUUCCCAUUUUUAAAUCACUGAAAACAACGUGAAUCACACUUCGAGAUACACCCGAUCACGAUCAACCAAAACCCACCAUACAAUUCAACUUAUACACCAAUCUCUCUCUCUCUCUCUCUCUCUCUCUCUCUCUCAUCCGAUCCGAUCAUGUCUUCAACGUUCUCCGGCGAUGAAACGGCACCAUUCUUCGGAUUCCUCGGAGCCGCUGCCGCACUUGUCUUCUCCUGUAUGGGGGCGGCGUACGGGACAGCGAAGAGCGGCGUUGGAGUGGCGUCGAUGGGAGUUAUGAGGCCAGAGUUGGUGAUGAAGUCGAUUGUGCCGGUUGUUAUGGCUGGAGUGUUGGGGAUUUACGGUUUGAUUAUUGCUGUGAUUAUCAGCACUGGUAUCAACCCUAAGGCGAAAUCGUAUUACUUGUUUGAUGGAUACGCCCAUCUUUCAUCUGGUUUGGCUUGUGGUCUUGCUGGUCUUUCUGCUGGUAUGGCUAUUGGAAUUGUUGGUGAUGCUGGUGUCAGAGCCAAUGCACAACAACCUAAACUUUUUGUGGGGAUGAUCCUGAUCCUCAUUUUCGCAGAAGCCCUUGCUCUCUACGGUCUUAUUGUUGGCAUCAUUCUUUCUUCUCGAGCUGGUCAGUCGAGGGCGGACUAGAAUUAUUGGAUGAUCCAGCUGUGUUCUACCGCCAUAACUUGAAGCAGUUUUAAACUUUAGUCUUUUGGGUGGAAUUGAAGCUGUGUGCUGUUUAUUUCAUAAUUUGUGGGUGGUAAAUGGUGAUGGUAUGUUUUGAUGGUUGGUUGUGGACUAGAGUGUAGUUCUCUGGCAAUAAUAAGGGUGUCCUGUUACUGGUAUUAUCUGUUGCUAUAUUUAUUUGUUUAUUUUUUUUAGUGUGUUAUAUUUUUUGUAUUUUUUUCUUUUUGCACUUUAAACCUUCAAACGUAAUAAAUAGAAAAUAUUGUUAGCUGUC
Helianthus annuus (common sunflower) is the source of this 992-nucleotide messenger RNA. Its product is annotated as V-type proton ATPase 16 kDa proteolipid subunit. Gene Ontology annotation, molecular function: proton-transporting ATPase activity, rotational mechanism. Lineage: Eukaryota; Viridiplantae; Streptophyta; Magnoliopsida; Asterales; Asteraceae. The transcript has 3 exons. Gene Ontology annotation, biological process: proton transmembrane transport. Bases 182 to 679 code for a protein of 165 amino acids. The record is from RefSeq and is a predicted model, not a curated record. Gene Ontology annotation, cellular component: proton-transporting V-type ATPase, V0 domain.